Messenger RNA from Durio zibethinus, 1280 nucleotides. RefSeq names its product GDSL esterase/lipase At2g30310-like. Lineage: Eukaryota; Viridiplantae; Streptophyta; Magnoliopsida; Malvales; Malvaceae. Gene Ontology annotation, molecular function: hydrolase activity, acting on ester bonds. The record is from RefSeq and is a predicted model, not a curated record.
AUGGCAACCUCCAAACUCUUCGUUAUUGUCGUAGUACUCGUUUCAAUGACCUUCAUCAACACUUCCAGCCCCGGCAAGCCCACAACAACGCCAAAGUUCCCUGCCAUUAUCAUCUUUGGCGAUUCAACAGUCGAUUCCGGUAAUAACAAUUAUAUCGGCACAUUGUUUAAAGCUAACAUACCCCCAUAUGGAGAAAAUUAUCCAGGCCAUAUUCCCACAGGGAGGUUUACAGAUGGAAAACUUGUUCCAGACUUUGUGGCCUCUUCUAUGGGGAUCAAAGAGGCUGUACCUCCUUUUCUGCAACCAAAUCUAUCUGAAGAUGAACUUCGCACGGGUGUUAGCUUUGCCUCUGCUGGAUCGGGAUAUGAUGAUUUAACUACUACAUUAUCCGAUGUGAUCCCAGUUUCAAGGCAAGUUGAGCUCUUUAAGAGUUACAUAGAGAAGCUUAAGGGAAUUGUAGGAGAAGAGGAGGCCAAGAACAUCAUUGGUAAGGCUCUGGUUAUAAUCAGUGCAGGAACUAAUGACUUUGUUUUCAAUUUCUUCGACAUACCAACAAGACGAUUGGAGUUCGGCAAUAACGGGUACGAAGAUUUUCUGCUGCGGAGGGUAGAAGACUUUGUUAAGGAAUUAUAUGAUCUCGGAUGCCGAAAAAUGAUUGUAGCUGGUGUACCACCAAUUGGUUGUCUACCCAUUCAAAUGACAGCCAGACUUGAGUUUCCAAGAAAUCGACGAUGUUUGGACGAUCAGAACUCAGAAGCGCAAUCUUAUAACAUGAAGCUUGCGAAAUUGUUGCCUGAAAUACAAGCAAAGCUGCCAAGGAGCAAAAUUUUGUAUGCAGACACUUACAAGUCAUUGAUUGACAUGAUAAAUCAUCCUCAGCAAUAUGGAUUUGUGGAAACAAAGAUAGGUUGCUGUGGCACCGGACUCCUGGAAGCUUCAUUCUUGUGUAAUCCAUUGACACCAAUGUGUCCAAAACCUUCACAGUUUAUAUUUUGGGAUAGUGUUCAUCCCACCCAAGAAGUCUACCGAAACCUUGCCAAAUACCUUGAGAAGGAAAUUGUUCCUCAGUUACUAUAGACUGCUACAUAGAACCCGAGACAAGUGAAGAACUUCUGGCUUGAUUUCUUUGUAUUGCCUUUUUUAGCUUAGGAAAACAAUUUAUAUUCUAACCUUUAUAAAUUUUUAUUUAGGAAGUUUUAGAAUGAAUUUGACCUAUUCUUAUAUUGAUCUCCAACUUUUAUUUAAGAAAACUAUCAUUUAUCAUAAAUUGAGUUUUUAGA